AUGCCGAUUCAACCUGUUAUAACCUUUUUACCUUCCUAUUCGGCUGCAGAGGAGGAGGGGGUGUGGAAUGAGGCCGAAUGGUACGCCUAUUAUGGUGCAGAGGAAUCAUCCGAGGCUACUGAGGGCUGUUUCGUGGCACCAGAAACGUCUGAUGAUGCUGCAAUGUUCUCCUCCGAGGCUUCAGUGGAUCAUUCCGGUCCUACAGAGGACCUCGCUGAUGCUGAAGGGGAUUCUAUUGACACUGCAGGAAAGGCAGCAACGGUGUCUACAGGAGCGGCUGUUGACGUGGGUGUUCCGGUGGAUGCUGGCAUGGGUGCUGCAGAGGAUGCUGGCAUGGUUGCUGCAGAGGAUGCUGGCAUGGUUGCUGCAGAGGAUGCUGACGUGGCUGUUGCGGUUGAUGCUGACGUGGGUGUUGCUGUGGAAGCUGAUGUGGGUGCUGCACUGGAUGCUGACGUGGGUGGUGCGGUGGUGCGGUUGAUGCUAACGUGGGUGCUGCAAUGA
Closterium sp. Yama58-4 is the source of this 501-nucleotide messenger RNA. The record is from the annotation of a GenBank genome assembly. NCBI's taxonomy places the organism in Eukaryota, Viridiplantae, Streptophyta, Zygnematophyceae, Desmidiales, Closteriaceae.